Molecule: messenger RNA, 2180 nt
Organism: Grammomys surdaster
Lineage: Eukaryota; Metazoa; Chordata; Mammalia; Rodentia; Muridae
Gene: Pacc1
Product: transmembrane protein 206
Exons: 8
Coding region: 66-1118 (350 amino acids)
Cellular component (GO): cell surface
Source: RefSeq, a predicted model, not a curated record
CGCUUCUUGGAGCUCGCGCCUCCUGCGGCGUCGUGGUCCCUGGUGAGCCGCAGCGGGCCAGUGCCAUGAUCCGACAAGACCUCUCCACGUCCUACCAGGAGCUCAGCGAGGAGUUGGAGCAGGUGGUUGAGAACUCAGAGCAGGCGGACGAACGAGACAAAGAGCUGGUCCAAGUUCAAGGUCCAGGUGUCGUGCCAGGCGUGGACAACGAGUCUGCCUCCAGCAGCAUCCGCUUUAGCAAGGCCUGCCUGAAGAAUGUCUUCUCCGUCCUGCUCAUCCUCAUCUACCUGCUGCUCAUGGCAGUGGCUGUCUUCCUGGUCUACCAGACCAUCACAGACUUCCGAGAGAAGCUCAAGCACCCUGUCAUGUCCGUGUCUUACAAGGAGGUGGAUCGCUAUGAUGCUCCAGGGAUUGCCUUAUAUCCUGGACAGGCUCAGCUGCUCAGCUGUAAGCACCACUAUGAGGUCAUUCCACCCCUUGCCAGCCCCGGGCAGCCAGGAGACAGGAACUGCACCACUCAGAGGAUCAAUUACACCCACCCCUUCUCCAAUCACACCAUGCAGUCAGCCCUGAUUGUCCAGGGGCCCCAGGACGUAAGGAAGCGAGAGCUGGUGUUCCUCCAGUUCCGCCUGAACCAGAGCAACGAGGACUUCAGCGCCAUAGACUACCUCCUCUUCUCUUCUUUCCGGGAGUUCAUGCAAAGCCCGGACAAGGCAGGCUUCAUGCAGGCCUGUGAGAGUGCCUACUCCAGCUGGAAGUUCUCCGGAGGCUUCCGCACGUGGGUCAAGAUGUCACUGGUGAAGACCAAGGAAGAAGAUGGGCGAGAAGCUGUUGAGUUCCGACAAGAGACCAGCGUGGUUAAUUAUAUUGACCAGAGGCCGGCAGCUGAGAAGAGUACUCAAUUGUUCUUUGUGGUGUUUGAAUGGAAAGAUCCCUUCAUCCAGAAGGUCCAGGAUAUAAUCACGGCCAAUCCUUGGAACACCAUCGCCCUGCUCUGCGGGGCUUUCCUGGCGUUAUUUAAAGCAGCAGAGUUUGCCAAACUAAGCGUGAAAUGGAUGAUCAAAAUCAGGAAACGAUACCUUAAACGAAGAGGUCAGGCAACAAACCACAUAAGCUGAAGCCCCCGUGCCACAGCACUCCGACAAACCGAGCCACCAGCAAUCCUGUACUCACUUGAAGGGACCUUGCAGGGAAGGAGCCUGUCACACUGGAUGCUCAAACCUUGCCCAGGAGGAAACUGUCCUGAGCCCAAAGGGAAAUACCCAGUGAAUAACCGGAAACUUAUUUAAGUAUUUAAAUUAUUACCGGACAUUUUGCAGAGCUGCCUAGUGCCUUGGAGAGGUUUGCAGAAGGCGGCUUCCUCCUAUUUUGGUCAUUAAAUAGUUAAGCUCCAGGUUAAGGCUUCUUCUUUACCUUAGGAUUUUUUUUUUUUCUUUAAAGUGGACUGAUGUGCCCUGUAUACAAAAUUCCUUUUAUACCAUCUACUGUUACUUAACAAGAACUUGUUAGAGCCUAGAUCAGACUUUUUUUUCUUAUCCGUAGCCCUGGUAGAAUCACUGUGUAGACCAGGCCUGCCUCUACCUUCCCACUGCUGGAAAUAAGAGCCUUACACCACUCCCCCCAGCUUUACGUGAAACCUUAAAGGUUACUAGAAACAUGUGGUUGUAUUCUGAUGUGCUAGAUGCACUAGCACAGAUGUAUACAGUAGGCACCUACUUAGCGUAUCCUGAUUUCAUUAACAGGUAAAUAAAGUUGGGCUAGCACAAAAGGGAUGAGUGUGAAUACCCAGUAAACCAGCAGGCAGCAACAGUGGACGAUGAUGCUAUGACCAGCAAACCCAGAAGGUAGCAUGAGACUGGACUGCAGCAAAAUGGCUCUGACCCAGCCUAUGUCACUGCUAACGGGGAGGUAAGCUGGGCACUGACGACAACAGGUGGCCAAGAGGGACACACCACAUAAGGUAGUCAUGGGUCCUACAGAAACUCAUACCUAAAAGGGUGGCCUUUAGGGCUUUGACAAACAGCACCCGCAUAAAGCCAAAAACUCAGUUUUCCACUUGUGGCCAGAGGUAACAGUAACGUCGAAGAAUUUGUAAUUAGGCCUUAGGGAAUCGGACGUGAACUGCUCACAGGUGUAAGGACAUUUUUGUCUCUAGAAAUAAACUUGUAUAGUGAAAUGUU